AUGGCUAAAGCAAACGAAACUCAAGUUCCUACUGAAACAGAACAGAAUAAUUUAAAAAUCUUUGAUGAAGUUUCAAAUUCAGUAAAUAUUAGCCAUAAAAAUUGUUCUUAUUGCAAUAAACCAUUUACUGAAGAAUUAUGGUGUAAAGAAUGUGAUCCUUUUCGUAUGAUUGAAGGUUGGACCAGCGGAAAUGAUGACAUUGAUAAAUUUAUCAAAGAUACAAUUUAUGAUACAAGAAAUGCAAAUGAAGAGUAUGAAGUUAUGUUUCUUGAAUGGGUACCAUUUGAUAGGUUUAAAGAUAUAAACCAAAUUGGCGUAGGAGGAUUUGCAAAAGUUUAUUCUGCAACAUGGAUCGAUGGUAAAGCGGAAUAUACUAGACAAGAUGAUGAAUGGAAAAAAACGGAAUCUCAACCUAUCAAAGUUGCUUUGAAAAGAUUAAAUGGAUCAGAAAAUAUGUCAGUUGAAUAUUUAAAUGAGCUUAAAAUACAUUGGAAUUAUCAUAAAAGAAGUGUCACGGCUGCAUUAAAAUUUUAUGGAAUGACCAAAGAUCCUGAAACUGAAGAAUAUAUGAUGAUUUUACAAUUUGCAAAUGAAGGAAAUUUGAGAAGUAUUCUUUCACAUGACUUCAAUAACAUUUUCUGGAUAAGUAAAAUUUUAUAUUUAAAUUGGUUAGCAUAUGGUCUCAAACAUUUACAUGAAUUAGGAUAUUUUCACAAAGAUCUUCAUAGUGGUAAUAUAUUGCAAAUAGAUUAUGAAUCUCAUAUUUCAGACUUUGGAUUAUCUGGACCAUCAAAUAAACAAAAAUCGGAUGAUAAAAUAUGUGGAGUAUUACCAUAUAUUGCCCCAGAAGUUUUAAAUGGAGAACCAUAUACAUUAUCAUCUGAUAUCUAUAGUUUUGGUGUAAUUAUGACAGAAUUAUCAUCUGGAAUACCACCUUUUCAUAAAAGAGAACAUGAUGCUACCUUAGCAUUAGAAAUAUGUAAUGGACUCAGACCAAAUUUUGGAAAAGGAACUCCUGAAAUUUAUAAGAAUCUAGCUUAUAAAUGUAUGAAUGCUAAUUCAAAUCAAAGACCAACAGCCAGUGAAUUGGAUGAUAUUUUAAGUUUUUGGUACUUUUCUUCUCGUGGUGAUAAAGAAUAUCCAGAAGUAGAAAAAUUUGGAUAUAAAGGAAAAGUAAUUAGGGCUAUAUUUGAGGAAGCUGAUAAAGAAAUACCAAAUAUUUCGACUUCAUAUGAAAAAAAUCCUGAUGCUAUAUAUACCAGUAGAUUAUUUACAUUUAAUAAUUUAACAAAACCUAUUAAUUCAUCUCUUAUUACAUCAUACCUUGAUGAUGAGGAAAAUAAUAAAGACUGUCAAGAUUCUCAAUUAUUUGACUUGGAGGUUGCUAGCUCAUUACAAUUAAAAGAUGAUGCUAGUAAUGAGUGAUCAUUUGACAGGAAAUUUUCCCGACAACUUUGACCAGCAUUACAACUAAUGUAGGCCAACGGUGUCGGGCAAACGUUCUGUCGGGAAAAUGGAUGUCGGGAUUUUGUCCGACAUCGGAUAAAAGCAUCUUUUUUUUAUAGAAUUAUUUGUUUUAGUUUAUUUACAUAAAUAUUUAACAAUUUGUAACUAC
Molecule: messenger RNA, 1615 nt
Organism: Rhizophagus irregularis DAOM 181602=DAOM 197198
Lineage: Eukaryota; Fungi; Glomeromycota; Glomeromycetes; Glomerales; Glomeraceae
Biological process (GO): signal transduction; protein phosphorylation
Cellular component (GO): cytoplasm
Molecular function (GO): ATP binding; protein kinase activity
Source: RefSeq, a predicted model, not a curated record